UGAUAGUCAUUGACAAAUAUACUUUAGAUGGUCGAUGGCAUUUUAAUAAGCCUUAUAAUAAUUUUUAUAAUAAUCUUUAUCAAUGCAAUAUAAUUUUUGAGAAUCAUGAUGAAAAGGGAUCUAUACAGGGGCAACUUCGGCGACAGCGAGCAAAAUGCGUCGGAAUCCAAUUUGAAGUGUAAAAAAUCUAACCAUAUUUUCAACGAGGCCGGAGAGAACAUACAAUAUCACAGUGAUUCCGAAUCACUGGGCUCUAGGAAGAGUAAGACCCGUUACGUUAAUCCUGCUAUUUAUAUAGAGCCUGUGGAAUCUUCGAGAUCUGCGACUUCUCUGCAGACAGAUUUAUCAUGUGUCGAAGAUGUGACUCCGCAUCCUCACAGCACUUACAGGAGUAACUCGACUCCUUUCCUCUCCGGUCGCGUAUCUACCACAUCCUCUGGUAGUGUAAAGAGGAAGUCCUGCCGUCUGGCAGCACACGAUUACGAAGGUCAAAUCGACGAGGAUAAUACGCCAAGGUUCGGACGGACAUAUCGCGAGGAAGCCGCGGAUACUUUCCGCUUGUCGGUCACAUCGCUUUCCACUACGACCACGGCGAAGGAAGAACGGGAACAAUCGGAGAAAAAGAAGCAAGAGGCAUUUCAACAGUGGCUUAAGAAGAAAGAACAAGAGAAACGUGAAAAAUUGCGUUUGGAGACAUUGAAGCGUCAGGCGGCGCCAAAAAUAACGCAGCAGCAGCGCGAGGAAUCGUUCCGGCGCUGGACGGAACGUAAGCGUCUGCAGAUGGAGCGGCGCCGUGCGGACGAUAUCAUGCGCAGGUUCGCGCAGAGCGAGCAUCUCGAGCGCGAGAAGGAGAAGCGCGAGAGGGAGAAGCAGGAGAAGUUGGCGGACUGGAUAUAUAAGAAGGAAGAGGCGAUGAAAGCAAUGAAGACACGCGAAGAGCGACGUGCGGCGCGCGCUGCUAUUGAAGAGCAGCGGCGACGCGCACAGGGCGAGCGAGCCUACCGCGACUGGCUGCGCACCAGCAAGCACAAGCCGCUGCCUGUGCCCCUUAACCAGGGGGAGCUUAGUAUGCGCGGAUCUGUGUCACAGAUGUACAUAAACCCAGUUCCAUGGAAAUCUGAGGUUUGAAGAUUACGAGAUUGAAAGUAGUUUGUUAAUUUGUUUUAAAGUAUUUAUUUUUUUCGUCAUCGUGUCUGUCGUCAAAAUCGUCAACAUUUACGUAUAAUUUUAGAUUCAUGUUGACUUUUCGAACGAUAAUUUUAUCCGUACUUGUAUUGUUUUUGGAAGUGAUGUGUUUGUGUAAAAUUAUACGAAAUAAAACAAGUUUGUUGGUUUGAAA
Papilio polytes (common Mormon) is the source of this 1339-nucleotide messenger RNA. RefSeq names its product coiled-coil domain-containing protein 34-like. NCBI's taxonomy places the organism in Eukaryota, Metazoa, Arthropoda, Insecta, Lepidoptera, Papilionidae. Bases 106 to 1128 code for a protein of 340 amino acids. The record is from RefSeq and is a predicted model, not a curated record. The transcript is spliced from 4 exons.